Dermacentor albipictus is the source of this 2600-nucleotide messenger RNA. It is a transcript of the gene spab, whose product is annotated as space blanket. The record is from RefSeq and is a predicted model, not a curated record. Lineage: Eukaryota; Metazoa; Arthropoda; Arachnida; Ixodida; Ixodidae.
UCUGCGUCGACCGUAGUAGUACGCAUCGCUGGGGGUGCACGAUGCAGGCGACGCUCUUCACGGCGCUCUUGCUGGUCAUCUCUGCGGCCGUGACAAAUUCGCGCGGCUGGGUUGCCUCGUCACAGGCUGAACACAAGAAUGGAGGCGGCGAGGUUUUACUGGACACAGGCCUGUCGGAGGAGGACGAGCUGGGCUGCUUCGGCCGAAAGUGCGUGGCAAACAACCAGUGCUGCCGCGGCUCCGUUUGCGUCGACGUUGAUGGAUCAAAAGUGGGAACCUGCCUGCCGGUGUACGGCCAGCGCGAAGGUGAGACGUGCCAGCAGGACGCAGACUGUGAGCGAGGGCUGAGCUGCCUGCAGGCCGGACCAGGGGGCACUCGGCGCGUCUGCCAGCAGCGCAGCAGGGAGAUGCGCAAGAAGCAAUUCAAUGACGAAUGCCAGUCUUCGGACGAGUGUGACGCGUCCAGGGGUCUCUGCUGCCAGAUGCAACGAAGGCACCGCAUGGCACCGAGAAAGGUGUGCUAUUACUUCACGGACCCCAAGAGCUGCAUUGGCAGUGUAGCAGCAGCGCCUAUGAUGGACUUCUACUCACCGAGCUACAGGCCUUACAAGUCCAUGAGUUUCUUCCACAACCCGCUGUUCAAGGCUCGGAUGGGCUAGACGAGGCUGGUGCCGAUGUCUUCUCGCAGCCGUAACCCUAGCGUAGGCAACCCACCCACUCAGUCCGUGUCCGGACUGGCGAAAGCCACGGGGCUGCUACGAUCAUUUUGGCAUAAGCGACGCUCACAGUAGGCCCUUCAUUUGCUUAUGUUUUGAUUUCCGCCUACUAAGGACAUCAUCAGCUUCCUACGCCUUUGAACGAAUUAUGUUUCGGGAGAGAAACCUACUGGCACGUAUCUUUACUAAGAAUGACGUUGAUGCCGGCGGUAAACAUAUUUUUGUUCCCCUUGCAAAGACAUUUGUGGCCGGUGGUUUGCAGCACAGAAAGUGACCAUUUAUGAGGUCCGUUUCUCAGUAAAGGAAAUUGCGUACAAUUAUGAGUAAACUCGUCAUAGCUUAUGAGCAAUAACUAAUAAGAGCAGGCCUAAGGUACCUACAAAUAUGUUUUCUCGCAUUUGGGCUUGUUUUCUUCAUUGCAAGCAGCUAACAAGAGUAGGGAAGGCUGGAGUAACGCACGAGUCGCUAUUAAAGUUCCUAAAUAAUGUCAGAAACAUUCUACGUUAUGCGAAUAAGGAACACCGGGUAGAAAUAUGUCGGUAAUGUGUGUGGUGUUAAUAAGAUAAUGAUGAGCCAACCUUGCGCGUCAGCCGAGCAUGCGUAGAAUAAUGAUCCGCUUACACGAAAUCGACUACGUUUGAGAGCUAACAAGCGACACACUGCGCAAUGUUAGUGCUAUCACUGGGCAGCAGUUAGGUUGUUGAGUAGUAACCAGCGAAUACUAGUGCUUCUCUAUGUCUCUCUCUCAAGAAGUGAACAAUCAUAUUUAAUGCAGCCGCUGCGUGGCAAACUCGCAUUGCUAAGGCGAGCAGAGGCUGAGCCGGCCAUUAGUGCUACGAGCGCUUGAUCGCUGUUGUCAGUAUUUGGAAACGGUCCUUUUGAACGAUGUUAACUCUCAUAAGUCAGGCCUAAAUAGAGCAACUAAAGUAUUGCCUUUGUUGUGCUGAAGUACUCAAGGUCAAGGGUUGUGUUUCGGCUAAACAUUGGCCCUCCUCGCGUGCUCUAUAAAUACAUGUGCGCCUGCUUUCAUUCUUAGUACAGCGAGUUGUGCUUCAUCUAGGGCUAAAUCUGGCAGAAGAACAGCUAUGAGAGUGGCCGCGCACGCCUGGCUGACGAACACCUUGGAAAGCGGCAAAAGUGCCCUUGUUACAGUUCGUAUUACCGCAUACGAUGAGGCGCUUUAGCCGGCUACUACAAUUAUUUGGUUCUUCAUGCAGCACCUUUGCUUCAUAUAGAUAUCGCUUAAUUUUGUUGCUGUUCGGGUGCCUUUUUUAUUGAGAACAAUAUUUAAAGAAGCUGUUGAAAAUGGUGCAAUCGGUUAGACUUUGGUAUUUAUUUUUGUUCUGAUGUCAACUUCUAGUGGAUAGCAAAAUGAACAAUAAUGCGUGAAGAUAAGUAUUGCAAAUAGUUGUCAUCAUGGUUAUCCUCUAAGUAAGGAAAGAAUUCAUGGCUAAAUUUUAUCACGUCGUAGUCACUUAACACUAUAGAAAGCAACUUGCGCUUACGCUUAGCACUUUUCGCCUUAAAAGGCCAAAUAUCACUCUUUGAUUUACAUUGAAAUUAUUGCUAUAGGUCCCUUCAUAUUCCUGUAGUGCUUUCAAGAGGCAAUCACGAUCUUGAGGCAAAGCGCUUCGUCUCGGCCACACUUCCUAGUGCCACAAUAAAACUCCCGCAUCGUACAAGUUUUUCUUGCGGCGUACAAUCUCUCAGCAUUUCAUGUGGUGGAGAUGGGAAGACGCAGCAGGCAUUUUUGCCAUGCAAGGCGCAUUAGACAAUCAUAUCUCUCUUCAAUGUGCCCUGAAGUGUGACUUACACUCAUGUGCCCUGAAAUUGUUGUCAAUAUUUCACUAAAGUAGCAUGUUGAAAUAAAGCCCAUUCGCUUCA